AUGGCAAAUGAAGAUGAUGCAACGGUAUUGUAUGUUGAAUCAUAUGUCCUUUUGACAACGCUCGUGAUAGCCUUUCUUACAGUCUUCGGAUCGUGGAGGCGUCGAAGCCACAGUUUGAAGCUCAAAUAUUCGAUAUGGGCAUCUUAUCUUUUGUCUACGUACCUGAUAAACUACACCAUGGGCCUGAUGAAGUCAGCAACAUUCCAAGAUGAAUUUUUUGCUGUUUGGGCGACGUUUUUGAUUAUGUUUCUUGGAAGCCCUGAUUGCAUCUCCGCCUACAGCCUUGAAGAUAGUGAGCAUCGGAAGAGAUAUAACUUGGAACUUUUUCUUCUUUAUUUUUGGCUGGGCUGGCUGAUAGUUCUGCAUAGUAACAAACCCAAACAUAUGAUUCCGCUCUAUCUCCUCUAUUUUUUGUCUUUGAGACGGACAGGAGGCAGAGCAGAAGCUUUGGAGUCAGCAAGCAAAUCAUAUGGUUUGGUGAGAAACACCAAACUGGUUGCAGACUUCAUGGAAGAUGAGAGCAAUAAAGAAGGUGAUGAAGCAGAUCCUACUUGCAUGAAAGGCUACAAGUAUUUGGUGAAAGGCGAAAAGAAGGAAAAGGUGAAAGUUAAAGCACCACACUACCAUAUGCAGUUUGAAACUACAGAUGAUCAUAAAGUCAUUACCAUUGAUAUGAUCUGGCAAUGCAAAGGGAGACUCUUAAGCUCCUCCGGAGAUCCAGACGGGCGACUCAAGGAUAUCUGCCUUUCCUAUGCAUUGUAUAGGCUUCUUUGUCGUAGAUUUGCAAAAUAUUCCUUCCCUGAAAGCUCCCAGCUUAAGACAUGGAAUUUUGUUCGAUAUGGGCUUCUUUCCAAAGAAGGUGACCAUGAGAGAGCAUUCAGAGUAAUAGAGCUGGAGCUCGGAUUUCUUUAUGAUCUCUUUUACACAAAAUAUCCCGUCUUAUUUGCCAAGGGACUUCCAUUAUUAAGAAAUUUUGAGCUCAUUAUUGUCAUAAAUAUUGGUUGUUGGGUUGUGGCUCCCAUUCUAACCGACUACCAACGAAGAGAAGGGCCUAACCCUGCUGCUCUUGUCACAGGUGUUGUUUUAGUCGCUAUACUUUUCAUGGAAAUUGUGCAAUUUUUUGUUGUCAACUUCUCCGAUUGGGCUAAGGUACAGUGGCUUUGCUAUUAUGUUAAAAAACCCUCGUGGCAUAACAAAUGCAUAGAGAUGAUCAUACGAGUUAUAUGUCAUAAGAAUUUGUUAAAACCUUGGGAUAGAAAACUUGCCCAAUAUUCUCUUCUUGAAUCUUUUAGUCAUAACCCUUCCAAAUUGCUAUACAAUUGUUGUACUUCUCCUUAUAUAGAUAAGCCGAGAAAUGGUCUAAAACUAAGUGCUCACGUCACAUUGCCGAUGGGAGUGAAGAAAGCAAUUAUUCACUCUCUAAAGACCAAUGGGCAGCGACUGACAAAUGGGGUAGCUUCUCUGCAGCGAAACGGGGUUAAUGUACCCUCUUGGGCACGUGAACUUCCGACACAAACGCAUGUUAUCAUGAUCUGGCAUAUAGCCACCAGUCUUUGCGAGCUCAAUUUAUCAUCACAAGUAAUUAUCACAGGGGAACAGGUCAACCAACAAAGGGAAAGCGAAGACUUCAUUGUGGCAACGAAGUUGUCCAAAUACUGUGCCUAUUUGGUGGCUUUUGCUCCAAGACUUUUACCUGAACAUCCGUAUAUUACAGAAUUUAUUUUUGAUUGUGUAGUUGUUGAAGCCAGGAAAAAACUCGAGGGAUGCGAGAAAAGUAUUUGCCAAAAGAUGUUUACUUUAUGCAAAGAUGAUCGCAAGGACAGAAUUUCCAAAGAGAUGUUGACUUCAGACCGGAAGGAUGAUGAAGGAAUCGAAGAAAUUAUUGAAAAGGGUGCUGCUCUUGCGAAGCAUUUGAUAGAAAAAAUAGAAGACAAUGGGAAGAGAUGGAAAAUUCUGGCUGAGUUAUGGGCAGAGAUGAUGUUGUUUGUGGCACCCUCUGAUGAUGAAACUGCCCAUGCAGAGCACUUAGCCGCAGGAGGAGAGUUUGUGACUCACUUGUGGGCAUUACUUUCUCAUGCAGGCAUACUCAAGCGAGAGGCUCAGGAUGUCUGA
This is a messenger RNA of Quercus lobata, 2112 nucleotides long. RefSeq lists its product as uncharacterized. Lineage: Eukaryota; Viridiplantae; Streptophyta; Magnoliopsida; Fagales; Fagaceae. The coding region runs from base 1 to 2112 and encodes 703 amino acids. The transcript has a single exon. The record is from RefSeq and is a predicted model, not a curated record.